Molecule: messenger RNA, 588 nt
Organism: Aspergillus aculeatus ATCC 16872
Lineage: Eukaryota; Fungi; Ascomycota; Eurotiomycetes; Eurotiales; Aspergillaceae
Exons: 4
Coding region: 1-588 (195 amino acids)
Source: RefSeq, a predicted model, not a curated record
AUGUCUGAUAUUGGAAUCUCGGAUGGCCAACAGUGGAGAGUGAGUGCCCCUUUCGAUCUUGUUGAUGGCCUUGAUGACUGGCUCAAGCGUCUCUCCCAAAUGGCGAAAGAUAUCUCGGAUGGUGAUGCGUUUCCCAGCAAGGUCAUCCUGGGCGGGUUUCUGCGUAGCAGCAGGGAUGUCAAAGUCAAGACCACUGAGCAACUUGAUGCAGCCAAGGAAGAGACUCGCAGGGCUGCUGAGGUUAGUUUCGCAGCGCCGCAAGUGAGCUUUGGCGUGACUUAUGCGAGCACUACUAGCGAGACAAAGACCUCUGGACAGGGUCAGACGGUCGGGAAUGCUGCCUUGACUUGGGAGGCCCGCGGAGGAGAUACAGUGCUUUGCUCAAACCCUUCAGCAUGGGCAGCGACCGUCAAAGACUAUCGUAAUCGGGGAAUCACCGAGCAAUCACAAACUGUGUCUCUGGUCAGCGUAAUCGAUGGUAUCGAUCCUAACAUGGGGCAAAAAGUGGAGUACCCGAACCAGGAGCAUGGAAACACUCCAGACAACACAAAGCUCACGGAAAGAGAGCUCAUCGAUACUCAUCGAUAA